AUGGCAGCGUCAGCUUACAACCUCUUUCUAAACCAAGACAGUGACAGCCAUGAUGAGUUUUUGGGAUUUCAAGAUGAAGAGUUGGAUGAUCAGGAGCAGCAGGAGAGGAGAGACUUGGAGGAGAGAGCAGGUGCAGGUUUGGGGGAGUGGUGUCAGGUACCAGCGACUCCGGAGAGGGCCGGGCCGGAGCAGCCGGGGCUGCCGGUCUUUGACAGCUCCCGGUGUGGCGCGCAGCAUUCGCGUCUCCAUGAAUGGAAGCCCACCAUGGAAGAGGAGAUGGAGAGGUUUGUCGGCAUCCACGUGGGAAUGGGAAUGUGCGCUAAACCCAGCAUCGCCAAUUACUGGAGCAGGGACAGUACCCAGCUGAACUGGACGCCAAAUUACGGUCACGUGAUGUCUCGUAACCGAUAUCAGUUAAUUAAUUCGUUCCUCCAUUUCAACAACAAUGAGAUGAGAAGAGAGAGAGGGGAUGAUGCGUAUGGCGCGCUGUUCAAAAUCCAUCCCCUGACCGAGGCCGUCCUUCACAACUUCAUGGAGGAAUACUAUCCGCACCGGGAUCUGGCUAUAGAUGAGUCGAUGAUCUCUUUUCGUGGACGUGUUUUUUUCCGGCAGUACAUCCCGUCCAAGCGAGUGCACUUCGGCAUGAAAAGUUUUGUGUUGACCGACGCCCUGACCAACUACACCUAUCUUUGGUACCUGUACACAGGUGGCGCCUACAACUAUGACAGAGACAAGGGAAUGGGAUACAGCUCGGUCACCCAGCUUAUGGAAAAAGCCGGCUUGCUGGGCAAAGGCCACGUCCUUUACACGGACAAUUAUUAUACCUCCCCUGCUCUGUACCUCACUCUCCACGACGGAGGCACCGUCGUCCACUGCCGGAAAAACCGACAGUGGAUGCCCCUGCAGCUCUGCAACAUGAACCUAGUGGCUGGUGAGGCUCCUGUCUUUUAUGAAAAGAAACCUCUUCUGUCCGCCUCGUUCAGGGAUGCUGGCACCGUGACAGUGUUGUCAACAGUGCACGAUGCCAGUGUCUUUAUCAAGCAUGUGCGGACCAAGGGGCCACCUGGAUACAAGGAGGUGGUCAAACCCAGGUGUGUGGAGGACUACAACCGCUACAUGGGCGGAGUGGACAGAGCUGACCAGCUGUGCUCCUACUACAGUUUCUCCCACUGCUCCAUGAAGUGGUACAUCCACCUCUACCACCAUGUCAGAGAGGUCGCCCUGGUCAAUGCUCACAUCCUCUUCAAAGAGGCAACAGGCAUUUCCAUGGCCACACCAGACUUCCGCAGCCAGGUGGUGGCAGGCCUGCUCUGCAGGCCCCUGGAGGAUGCCCCCCUGCUGCCUCCCAGAGAGAUGCCAGGAGUCCCAGCCCGGCUGUCUGCAGUGGGACAACACCUCCUGGGACUGAGGGAGGGGGGCAGCAAGCCCGACUGCAAGGUGUGCUCCAGCAGAAAGAGAGGCCCUGCUGAGGGCAGCAGCAAGACGUCUGGAUGGAAGCAGACUGCCUUCUUCUGCAAAACCUGCCCUGAGCAGCCUGCCCUGUGUCCUGUCCCCUGCUUUGAGACAUACCUCACAAAAAUGCUCUACAAACCCAAGUAUCUCCCCCCAGAAAAUUAG
This is a messenger RNA of Myripristis murdjan (pinecone soldierfish), 1617 nucleotides long. Its product is annotated as piggyBac transposable element-derived protein 4-like. The transcript is spliced from 3 exons. The record is from RefSeq and is a predicted model, not a curated record. Lineage: Eukaryota; Metazoa; Chordata; Actinopteri; Holocentriformes; Holocentridae. The coding region runs from base 1 to 1617 and encodes 538 amino acids.